Messenger RNA from Diplodia corticola, 1842 nucleotides. Its product is annotated as arylsulfatase. The transcript is spliced from 3 exons. The coding region runs from base 1 to 1842 and encodes 613 amino acids. Lineage: Eukaryota; Fungi; Ascomycota; Dothideomycetes; Botryosphaeriales; Botryosphaeriaceae. The record is from RefSeq and is a predicted model, not a curated record. Gene Ontology annotation, molecular function: arylsulfatase activity.
AUGACUGAGAAACGGCCCAACUUCCUCGUUAUCGUCGCCGAUGAUCUCGGUUUCUCUGACUGCAGUUGCUUCGGCUCGGAGAUCCAAACGCCAAACAUCGACGCCAUAGCCCAGGAUGCGUCGGGCACGCGCUUCACCAACUUCCACGUCGCAUCCAUGUGCUCGCCGACGCGAUCCAUGCUCAUGACUGGAACAGACAACCACAUCGCCGGCCUCGGGUCUCUGGCGGAGCUGGUCCGCCAGUCUCCCGCGCACCAGGGGAAACCCGGGCACGAAGGCUACCUGAAUGACCGCGUGGUGGCGUUGCCCGAGCUGCUGCGCGAUGGCGGCUACUACACGGUCAUGGCGGGCAAGUGGCACUUGGGCCUCAAGAAGAAGCAUAGCCCACAGGCGAGGGGCUUCAAGAGGUCAUUCGCGCUGCUCCCGGGCGCAGCGAACCAUUACGGCUACGAACCGCAAUACGCCGACCCGCACACCGAACCCGGCCCCUUCUUCGACACGGGCACGCGGGCCCUGCACAUGGAAGACGGCGAAUACGUCGACGCGCUCCCGCCCGACUUCUACUCGUCCGACCACUACGCCACCAAGCUCAUCGAGUACCUCUCCCCGCCAUCCUACCCCCCCACCACCGAGGGAGAAGAAGAAGAAGAAGAAGAAGCAGCAGAAUCCCAACCCCCCCAACCCCAACAGCAACAACCCUUCUUCGCCUACCUCCCCUUCUCCGCCCCGCACUGGCCCCUCCAAGCCCCCGCCGCCUCCAUGGCCAAGUACCGCGGCCGCUACGACGACGGCCCCGCCGCCCUGCGCCUGCGCCGCCUCGCCCGCCUGCGCGAAACGGGCCUCAUCGGCGCGGACGUGGUCGCGCACGACGUGGUGACGGCGCCGGGCGAGCCCGCGGCGUGGGAGGCCAUGUCGGCGGAGGCGCGGGCCAAGAGCGCGCGCGCGAUGGAGGCGUACGCGGGGAUGGUGGACCGCAUGGACUGGAACGUCGGGCGGGUGGUGGCGCACCUGAAGGGGAUGGGGGUGUGGGAGGAUACGGUGGUGCUGUUCAUGAGCGACAAUGGCGCCGAGGGCGCGAGCAUCGAGGCGAGGCCGGUGUUGGGCGAGAGGGUGCUGGAGCAUCUGGAGCGGUAUUACGACAAUUCGGUGGAGAAUAUCGGGCGGAAGGACUCGUUCGUUUGGUAUGGGACGCGCUGGGCGCAGGCGGCGACGGCGCCGAGCAGGCUGCAUAAGAGGUUCAGUACCGAGGGCGGGUGCAGGGUGCCGCUGGUGUUGAAGCCGGCGGGGGGGAGGGCCGCGGGCGGGAAGGUGGCGGGGGCGUUUUGUACGGUCAUGGAUGUGGUGCCGACGGUUUUGGAGCUGGCGGGGCUGAGGCAUCCGGGGACCGAGUAUCGGGGGAGGGAGAUUGCGCCGGUGAGGGGCGCGAGUUGGGCGGGGUUUAUUGAGAGGGUGAAGGGGGAGGAGGGGGCGGUGGUGGAUGCGACGGUGCAUCCGGAGGAUUACGUCGUUGGGUUCGAGGUUGGGGGCAGCGCGGGGCUGAUCAGGGGGAAGUGGAAGCUGACGUAUGUGCCUUUCCCCAAGGGGCCGCAGCGGUGGGAGCUGUUUGACUUGGAAAAAGAUCCGGGCGAGACGGAGGACUUGAAGGAGAAGGAGCAGAAGGUGUUUGAGGAGCUGCUGGUGGAGUGGGAGAAGUAUAAGAAGGAGGUUGGUGUGGUCGGGCUGGCGGGAGAACUGGAUGGGAUUGCGCCGAAUGAGGAUGAGUUUGAGGACGACACGAAGUGGAUUAGGUGGAUCGGCAAGAAGGACUUGCCGCCGCAGCUCGUGGGUAAGACGUUUAACUGA